Messenger RNA from Carassius auratus (goldfish), 7472 nucleotides. RefSeq names its product beta-adrenergic receptor kinase 2-like. The coding region runs from base 2016 to 4082 and encodes 688 amino acids. The transcript has 21 exons. The record is from RefSeq and is a predicted model, not a curated record. Gene Ontology annotation, molecular function: G protein-coupled receptor binding; ATP binding; G protein-coupled receptor kinase activity. NCBI's taxonomy places the organism in Eukaryota, Metazoa, Chordata, Actinopteri, Cypriniformes, Cyprinidae. Gene Ontology annotation, biological process: protein phosphorylation; regulation of signal transduction; G protein-coupled receptor signaling pathway.
CCUAACGUGCUCCAGUCCAGUGCUCCAGUCCAGGUUUUGCGUCGACUCGGCCGCUGGGAGGAAGUGCAGCUCUCAGAAAAGCCUGAAUUUCACUUCACGACGCGCCGCGGGACUCAGCUCACUCACACACAAGCACUAAAACAAGAAAAUAGUCGUCUAUUCCCAUCUGGAUUAACCACAGGGAAUCCUCAAGAAGCACUCUCUCCUGGAGGAACCGAGCGGAACCGGACUGGAGUGUUUUAUGUGGACGGAUAUAGUGUUUUUGUUGAGCGAUGUCGGAAGAGAUCAAGACUUGGAUCUGCGACCCAAACGCGGAUGGGAACCAAAAGAGUGGUUUCUCUCGGCAGUAACAUCGAAAAACCCAAAGGACAUUUUAAACCCCUGAACGAAUCGUGUCGGGGUUAAAAGCCACGUCGUUUUUCUUAAUCGAAACUCAGUUUCGUUCAUAUAAGCUUGAGUUUGAGACGCACAAGCCAUGCAUAUGAAGUUCCGCAAGAUCUAGCGCAGAGAUUUCAGGGUGAACUCUAUUUUGUGUGUGUUUUUUUUAUCACAACUAAAGCUUUGUUUUUAUAUAUAUAUUCCUGUCUUGCAGUUUCAUCUGACCACGUUUUGUGGCACCAUCGCGACCUUUUUUUUUUUUUUUUUUAGAAAAAGGAAACUCGGAUUUCGUUCACAUUCGCUUAUUUCCUUUUCUAGCGCCCCCCUCUCUUCUGUAGGUUACAGUGGAGCAAUAUCUCAGUCGUUUUCUGCUUAGAGCACACCUCUCAUUACAUAAAUGCAUUGACGAGCAAGCAAAUCCAGUUUAAGAGAGAAACUGCAUUGCACUGCACGAGGCAAUGGACUUGCCACAUCGAAACUAAUCCAGUUUAAAUUUGGCCCUUUGAUGGGCUUCUAAAUUCAAGACGACCAGCUUGGAUCAGCAAAGAGGAGUGACAGAUAUCAAACAUCGAACCACAAAAUGGGGAUUUGUUUGUGAUAUUACCAGGAUAUUCACACAAAUGCAUGUGCUUUUUCGAUCUUGAAUGCUUUUUGGAUAUUCAGAAAACAAUCCAGCCGCCCGUGUCGCAUCGAUAGCCAUUAUUUAUGUUUCUCCAACCACUGGGCUUCAGAUUUCCACCAUCUUUCCGCCUUUUAAGAAGAGGAGGAUUCACAUUACACUUGUUUUAUGUGGUCUGUUUACGUGCUGUCAACUGGUUAAUGUGAUUGAACAGGGAAAUAUCGGCGUCCAUUUUCAUGCAUUGGUGAUUUGUCAGUUUUGCAGCGAGCUGGCUUGCUUUAUUCGAAUGCCUUAAGGAGAUCGUCUUAUCCGCUCGUUUACGACUUAUGUUCUAUAUCUUGUUGGCUUUAACGGGAUCGCAUCGACGUUUUGAAUUGAGCAUCAUCCAUUUGUGACACUGACUGGCCAGCUUGCAUGCGUUUGUAGUUAACCAGUCCGUUAUUUCCAUUCAUCUGCACAGACAGUGGCUUAAUGAAAUUAACUCGCAUGUCAUUAUUUUGACGGUAGUUACACCGGCAGGUGGGUCGUUGGCGUUAAACUCACCCAAAGGGGGGUGGGUGCUGGAUGGGGGGUUCGAUUAAUCGAUAUUAUCGUUAUACCCAUCUAGAAAUAUCAUUGUUUUGGAAAUUUCUGGACUUUGGGGUGAUGCCAUGCACGUAUAUUUCUCCUCUCUGAAACAAGAAGCCAUUUCUGCAACUCCAGUGGACUUGAGGGUGACGUUGCUUCAUAAAUAAGCAACCUAUAGAUCUUCUAUUCCGGGUGGACUUUUUGUUGUUGUUCUUCCUUCUGCUUUUCUUCGUCUAUUUUCAGCCGCGAUGGUUGAUUUCUGAGAGACUUUUGAGGAAAAAAAGAUUAUAAAAGAACUGAGGCUGGGAUCGAUGUUCGCGCCUCUCACGCGCAUCACCACCAUAAUCAUCACCACAGCUCCCGCGCUCGUCUCGUGCUGAGUCCGCCCACCGUCCCCUCACUGCCGGUCCUGGUACUGUUAGCGACUCGGUUCGAACCAGAGGGCUCGAAGAUGGCGGACCUCGAAGCGGUUCUCGCCGAUGUCAGCUACCUGAUGGCGAUGGAGAAGAGCAAAUCUACUCCAGCGGCCCGCGCGAGCAAGAAAAUCAUCCUUCCAGAACCUAGUAUUCGGAGUGUCAUGCAGAAGUACCUGGAAGAAAGGGAUGAACUGACCUUUGACAAAAUCUUCAACCAGAAGAUUGGUUUCCUCUUGUUCAAGGAUUUCUGUAUGAACGAGAUCGACGAGGCCCUUCCGCAGCUAAAGUUUUAUGAGGAGAUUAAAGAGUAUGAGAAGUUGGAUUCAGAAGAAGAGAGGCUAACUCGCAGUCGACAGAUUUAUGACGUGUACAUUAUGAAGGAGCUUCUGUCAUGUUCACAUCCCUUCUCUAAGAAUGCAGUAGACCAUGUCCAGACUCACCUAGCAAAGAAACAAGUUCCUCCAAAUCUCUUUCAGCCAUACAUAGUUGAGAUCUGUGACAGUCUUCGAGGAAAGAUCUUUGAGAAGUUCAUUGAAAGUGACAAGUUCACACGUUUUUGCCAGUGGAAGAAUGUAGAGCUCAACAUCCAUUUGACGAUGAAUGACUUCAGUGUGCAUCGGAUCAUCGGCAGAGGGGGGUUCGGAGAGGUUUACGGAUGCAGGAAAGCAGACACAGGGAAAAUGUAUGCCAUGAAGUGUUUGGAUAAAAAGCGAAUCAAAAUGAAGCAGGGAGAAACGCUGGCGCUCAAUGAGAGAAUCAUGCUGUCGUUGGUUAGCACCGGGGACUGUCCUUUCAUAGUGUGUAUGACGUAUGCCUUCCACACUCCUGAUAAGCUGUGUUUCAUCCUGGACUUGAUGAAUGGUGGAGACCUUCACUAUCACCUGUCUCAGCAUGGCGUCUUCAGCGAGAAAGAUAUGCGAUUUUAUGCAGCUGAGAUCAUACUGGGCCUCGAACACAUGCACAAUCGAUUCGUUGUCUACAGAGACCUCAAGCCUGCAAAUAUCCUCUUAGACGAACAUGGACAUGUUCGCAUUUCUGACCUGGGCCUGGCCUGCGAUUUCUCCAAAAAGAAGCCUCACGCCAGCGUAGGUACCCAUGGCUACAUGGCACCUGAGGUUCUGCAGAAAGGAACAGCGUAUGACAGCAGUGCCGACUGGUUCUCUCUGGGCUGCAUGCUGUUCAAACUCUUGCGAGGGCACAGUCCAUUCAGGCAGCACAAGACCAAAGACAAACAUGAGAUUGACCGCAUGACCCUAACCAUGAAUGUGGAGUUGCCUGACUCCUUCACACCUGAGCUCAAGUCCCUCUUGGAAGGACUCUUGCAGCGAGACGUCGCCAAAAGAUUGGGGUGUCUAGGACAGGGGGCAUCAGAGGUUAAGGAGCACGUGUUCUUCAAGGGAAUCGAUUGGCAGCAGGUCUAUCUUCAGAAGUACCCUCCACCCCUCAUUCCCCCCAGAGGAGAAGUCAACGCUGCAGACGCCUUUGACAUCGGCUCCUUCGAUGAGGAGGACACCAAGGGAAUUAAGCUUCUUGACAGUGAUCAGGAGCUCUAUAAGAACUUUCCUCUGGUGAUCUCGGAGCGCUGGCAGCAGGAGGUGGCCGAGACGGUGUAUGAAGCCGUCAAUAGCGACACGGAUAAGAACGAGGCACGCAAGCGGGCCAAAAACAAGCAGCAGGGCCAAGAAGAGGACUAUGCCCUGGGGAAGGACUGUAUCAUGCACGGCUACAUGCUAAAGCUAGGAAACCCCUUCCUGACACAGUGGCAACGGCGGUAUUUCUACCUAUUCCCCAACCGUGUCGAGUGGAGAGGUGAAGGAGAGUCUCGGCAAAACCUGCUGACCAUGGAGCAGAUCGUGACUGUGGAGGAGACGCAGAUCAAGGACAAAAAGUGCAUCCUGCUGAGGAUCAAAGGAGGGAAACAGUUUGUCCUGCAGUGCGAGAGUGACCCAGAGUUCAUACAGUGGAAGAAGGAGCUUACCGAAGCAUUCACAGAGGCCCAGAAGCUGCUGCGUCGUGCCCCCAAAGUCAUCGGCAAGGGGCGAACCAAUGUUGUGGAACUGUCCAAGCCCCCGCUCGCGCACCGCAACAGCAACGGCCUGUGAGCCGCCCACCUCCCGCCGCCCUUGUCCAACACUCCUCUCCAUCCUCUUCAAUGACACACACAUGCACAUGCUCUCACACACUCUCUCUCUCCCAGCAAAACGCUUCCCAACCGGCACAGCAAGCUGCCACAUGGUCCGUCUCAGAAGGUUCUGCUGGACUGUGCCCUGCUGUUCCUCAACUGUUCGUCAAUCAAAUGCGCGCACACACACACAGUUCAUUGCAACAUGACACACUGGGGUGGGCGUCACUCCAGGAUUAUGUUAAAGAACAAUCGGUGAUGUCAGUACUGAAUCUGGGACCUCGUUUUGACCAGUGGUGCAGGCUGGUAUACUGCGCCCCUUUUGUGAGCAUGUCGUUCCUUCUGUGAUCCCCACGUUCUCCUUGCACACAGCGGCAUGCCCAUACAUUAGCAAAGAAAGAGGCCUCUGCUGUAAUAAUGUCCGCUUGGAGCUUCUCUUUCAAGCGGCAGUGUACUAGAGCCAGACAGUAUCAGUACCUCUGUUAGAGGGAAACUAGAGCCAUGCGGCCUGAAAGAUCUAAUCAGAUGGAAACGAUCUCAAAAAACGAUGGCUUAAAUGAUAUCACUCCUGUUGUCUUUCAUGUCCUUUGUGGGAACGCCAAGGCCACCUCACUGACUGUGCCGUUCUUGAAGCAUAUGCUUUGCACCACUUUCUGUCAACAUCGUGGGCGCAUGGCAUGCAUGCAGUUUUUUGCUAAACAGACUCUGUUUUGGGGACUCUUGUGGCACACGAUCUUCGUCCCGUACUUGUAAAGUACAGGAUUCUUCGACACUUCCUGAAUAAUUGCCGACAGAUUUAAUGAGCUGCAACGGCGCGUGUUGUGUGCAUCCAAGUUGAGCUCUCAGAGUACUGCGUACAGUGUAAAAAUUAGGGAGCGUUUUUCUUUGUCUUUUUAUUUUUUUGGUGCUCAGUCCUUGUAAACUCCAAACUUGGUUGGGUUGCUCAUGUGCAUUAAGUGCGUGUACUUGUGCGUGUACACAAUGCAAAAAGUAGGUGUUGUCGCUUUAAAGGAAAUUCCCCAAUAUUUUCACCAGGAAGAAUUGUUUUCUUUCACCUUGAAUGUAUUUUUGUUUCUCUUUUUUUUUUGUUCGUGGGUGGAGUGAUUUACGCUGCUUGACACAGUUGGUAGUAAUGUGGCGGGACAUUUGCUAAAACAUGAACUCAACCCCUUCCCCCUAAACCCACAGAAGUGCAAAAAGUGCCAAUGAAAUAAACAUUCGACUUGAGACACCUGAGAAUUCCUCGAGUCCAGGCCGCGUCACCUCCAUCUCCCUGUGAACGGACCCCGAGAACAGUGUUGGAAACUGAACGCACAGAAUUAAAAACUGAACUGCAGACCUCCAGUCAUGUACGAGGACGCCAAUGGAUGGUUGAUGAUGCAUGAUGUUUUGGUUAGAGGGACCACUUGGAGAAAAAAAACAGCAGCAGCAGCAUCCCUGGAGUCUUUUAUCCGACUGUAUAUAUAAAUCCUUUCUCUGUGCAUCUACAGUAUAAUCUUCUUGACAAUGUUUGCAUAUAUGGCGAAUCUGUCUCUGCCUGUCUGUGUUUGUCCCUAUGUCUCAGCUUGGGGGCGGGUGGGGUGGAUAGGGUUCACAUCUGUCAAUCAAUUGGCAGGUGUGUGCAAACCUCAGGCUGAGAACUGUGCGUACGCUCCUCUUUUAGGACCUUCAGUGUGAGAGCGGAGAGUCAGAUGGCUUCUCAUAAUGAGGUGCGAGGAGGUCUUCUGUCUGUCUCUCGUGUGUUUCGUCAUUAUCCAUUCAUGGCAGGCAGACCGUUAUUCAGUACGAUAAUAGUAGGACCCUCGCACUCGCAGGUGUUCGGAAAGGUGGGCUCCCUGGAUCGCGGGAGGAGAGACAACUUAAUGUUUGUUGUAAGGCUUGAUUUAAAUAUAGUUUAAAUUUUUAUAUUGUUUUGAAUGUGACGCAAAUGCAGAUUUCUAUAGAUUACAUAUUUUUUGGAGUAUGUUAUGUGCAUUUAUUUUGGUCUUUUUUUUUUUGGAAUGGAAAAACAAGCAAAGCUUAACAGACAUGAGGUGAUUUAAAAUAAGUGUUUUCAUGUAUAUUCAGGUUUAUUUUUUUCCAUGCAGUAAUUUUCUUUUUCUAUGACUCCCUUCAGUGCAUUUCGAGUGAUUUGCAUGUGGCGCUCUGCAGAAAUUGCAGGGUUUUGGGAGUCGAUCAGUUUUUGUAGCCUGUGUCGGGGAGGUGCCAUCCUGCGGAUGUUUUAAUGCCCUUCAAGGGGCUUUAUUUUGAAACCAAAAUGGCUUGUUUUGAAAUCUAUAUCACUGCACUUUUUCCACAAUGCUUCAUGAGCUGACGAAAAAAAUGUGCCAAACGACUGUAGGAGAAUGUCCUUGAACCAAUGAAAAGCUUGCGUGAUGCUCGCUGGCUGUUUCCAAAACUAAAAUUGGUACGUUUUAACGGGCGAGCGGCGGCGUGUUUGAGAGGGUACAAAAAUGUGACCAAAUUCAGGUGACAUGGAACAAGUAAGCCACGAGGCAAACGAUCCGACGUCAUUGACGAUACGCCUCAGAGCUAGUGACCGGCGGCGGCCGGUACUGUGUUUUGAAACUGCUUACCCAUUUCUCAAAAAUAGGGUGGCACCUCCGCCAGUCCUAAAUAUCCAUGUUUUAUUCAGGGGUUUUAUAUUUUAUUUUAACGGUAGCUUUUCAGUCACUUCGUCAGUGUUUGCUUCAUUCAGUUGCUUGUGUGUCUGUUCCGUAGCGGUGAAUUUUUUGUAUGGGUGAACACAGGUUUCGAAAACGCAAGAGGGCGAUUGAUGGGAAGGAAAAAAAGAAAAACAAACAAACAAAAAUCUAAGUAUAUAUGUGUAUAUGAAAUGAAAACAAAUGAGCUUAGGUUUAUUUAAGACUUUACGACGUAGACACAAAAAAAUCGACUCGGGAAGGGAUCGGGUUCGAUGUUAGUUCAACUAUUUGUGGUGAGAAUCAGCUCAGAUCUUGCACAUAAAAGUUUAGAUAUUGUACCUACGAGUUACAGAUUAUUAUUUUUGUUCGUUUAAUACAGGUCUCUUGCGCUCUUUCAUAUUUAUUGUCUGGUCGGGGAGCUAGUCCCUCUGUGCGUUGGUUUAUCUUGGGCACGGAGCUGUCGAGUAUCUGGGUUUACAGUCAACCAAAACUCUCUAUUUUUCAUGUGCCACAAACAAACGCAAAUACUACUGUCUGGGGUUAUUACCGUUACGCUUAUGAUGAUGAUGAUGAUGAUGAUUAUAGUUAUUGAUAAUAUUAUUCAAUGAAUGAUAAUUGUUAUUAAAAUAAUUUUCUUUUGUUUUCGUUUUUUCAGAACAGCUAGGAACAGUGUGUUGGACUGCUUAUAAAAACAGUUCAGAAAUAAAAGCCCCUUUUUCGUGUUG